AUGUUCGACAUGUUCAAGUCGAAAGAGCCCGAGCCGCCUGAGGAGCCCGAGAAGGCGAAGCCCAAGAUCUCUCUUGACGGGCUGAUGCAGGCGAACUCUCGCUCGAGCGAUGGACUGCCUGCACGUGGCCCCGUGAUGGCCAUGGGCGCGGGCGCGCCCAUGCUGGGUGACCUGAAGAAGACCAACUUCAAGAAACCGGAGGCUCAAUAUCAUGCGGAGGCAGGGGCUGCGCUGCAGUUUGAGCUGGAGGCGAACAAUUUCGACCUCGACGCCCGCGGCAAGUUCUUCGAUAGCGGCAGCGACAAGGAUGCGGAGUACGACAACCCAGGCUUUUUCGAGAACCUGAUGUCGGGUGGCAAGCUGCAGCGCGAGUACGACAAGCAGAUGCAGCAGAAGCGCAAGAAGUAGGGAAGAGCCAGUGUUUGCGUUGAGCGGGGUGCCCCAAGCCCACCGAAGGCCCACGCGCCACGCCCUACCCCUUCUUUGUUAUAAGCGGAUUUGCCGAGCGAGACUCGCACACACGGAACUCGACACUUGCACGGUCGCACAUCCUCCCCCCCACCGUAAAGUGGUUGCGAGAUUUUGGAUGAGAUGGUGCAGCCCCAGACAAA
Messenger RNA from Emiliania huxleyi CCMP1516, 611 nucleotides. RefSeq lists its product as hypothetical. The transcript is spliced from 6 exons. The record is from RefSeq and is a predicted model, not a curated record. The coding region runs from base 1 to 408 and encodes 135 amino acids. Lineage: Eukaryota; Haptophyta; Isochrysidales; Noelaerhabdaceae.